This is a messenger RNA of Labeo rohita (rohu), 1949 nucleotides long. RefSeq names its product gastrula zinc finger protein XlCGF8.2DB. Gene Ontology annotation, molecular function: DNA-binding transcription factor activity, RNA polymerase II-specific; RNA polymerase II cis-regulatory region sequence-specific DNA binding. Gene Ontology annotation, biological process: regulation of transcription by RNA polymerase II. Gene Ontology annotation, cellular component: transcription regulator complex; PcG protein complex. The coding region runs from base 130 to 1050 and encodes 306 amino acids. NCBI's taxonomy places the organism in Eukaryota, Metazoa, Chordata, Actinopteri, Cypriniformes, Cyprinidae. The record is from RefSeq and is a predicted model, not a curated record. The transcript is spliced from 3 exons.
GUUGUGGUAUGAUGUCAUGAAAGAGCGCCGCGCUCUUGCAUCUGUUGUGAUUCGAAUAAAGAAAGAGUGUCCAAACAAACAAAACUCCUGGUGAAGUAACUGAGAUCAACGUGAUAUACUAUUAUAAAGAUGGCAUUUAUUAAAGAGGAGAGUGAACACCUGGAGAUUCAAGAAGCAUUCAGAGUCAAACAUGAAGAUACUGAGGAACAAACAGACCUGAUGACACUGAAAGAAGAGAGCCAAGAGCGAGAAAUGGAAGAGCAUGAUCAGAAUGAAGAACAUCAUGGUUUAAUAAAUGGGGAAAAAUCUUUUAGUUGCUCACAGACUGAAAAGACAUCAUUAGAAGAGAAAAAAAAAGCACAAAAGACAGGAGAUUAUGUUACGUGCCAACAGGAUGGAAUACGUUCCACUCAAAAAGGAAACCUUAAACGGCAAAAUAGAAUUCACACUGGAGAGAGCCCUUUUACCUGUCAACAGUGUGGAAAGUGUUUCAGUCAACAUGGAAACCUUAAAGUCCACAUGAGAAUUCACACUGGAGAGAACCCUUUCACCUGCCAACAGUGUGGCAAAAGUUUCAGACGAAAAGAAAACCUUGAAGUACACAUGAGAAUUCACACUGGAGAGAACCCUUUCACCUGCCAGGAGUGUGGAAUAAGUUUUAACAGAAAAGGAAUCCUUGACAGGCACAUGAGAAUUCACACCAGAGAGAAGCCUUACAUAUGCCAACAGUGUGGAAUAAGUUUCACUCAAAAAGGAAGCCUUACACGUCACCUGAGAAUUCACACUGGAGAGUGCCCUUUCACCUGCCAGCAAUGCGGAAUAAGUUUUAUUCGAAAAGGAAGCCUUAUACGGCACAUGAGAACACAUACCGGAGAGAAGCCUUACACAUGUCCUCAGUGUGGAAGGAGUUUUCCACAUAAACCAACACUUAAUGCCCACAUGAGAAUUCACACUGGAGAAAAGCCAUUCGUAUGUGGCCAGUGUGGAAAGAAUUUCAGAUUCAGUGUAACACUUAAUCAGCACCUGAAGAUUCACUCAAGAGACAACUGAUUUAUGUCAUUGGUGUGGACUGAUUUUCACAGACAAAUACUUUAAGAGGCAUGUAAUAACUUUUUAUGUGUGACCACUUUAGAAAGACUUGCACAAAGCAAACCUUGACAUAAGAAUAAUAUAAGAAUUCAGAGUGAAGAGAUGCCUUUCACCUGCCCUUUUUUGGGUAUGUGUACAGUGCACAUACAUUUUGAAUUUCUUCACACUAGUUUUCACAAGGUGGCAACACUGGCCUGGGGUGGUCUUUUACGGUCUGAAAAGAAACAAGAAGACAGAACAAGAACAAUUUGAUAUCAGAAUUAAGUUUAUUCACCAAGUGUGUGCAAACACACAAGGAUUUUUAUUUUUUUUUCGGAGCUCUUGGUACAUGCAUACCUAUUAUGAGAACAGAAAGAACAUUUUAAAAAGACAAAAACAAAACAAUUGUAUAAGUGUGGAACAGAUUUAUGUACAGAUUUGUGCAUUAUUAGCUGUAUAUGCGGCUGUAUAAAUGUGUAUGUAUUUGCGAGAGAAGCAAUUAUUAGAAAUGGAGAAAUGAAUUACAUAAAACAGGUAGGCCCUAAUCAAUUCUGUGUUAGCUGUUUAAGAGUUAGAGUGACUGAUGAAGCAAUGCUGUCAUCAAAGGCUUUGAAUGAGUAUACGGCAGAAAUGAAUAAAACAUUUUUUUAACUCUUAAGUUGUAGUCUAUUUUAAUUAGUGUAAUUUCAAACAGAGCUAUUCCAGCACUUUUCUGAUUCUUAAUUUCUGUGCAUUUGAUCCUGACACAAUAAAUAAAUAAGUGACAUCACGUUGAUGGAAUAUAUAUAUAUAUAUAUAUAUAUAUAUAUAGCUCAGAAUGUAAGUCUGAAUAUAAAAUUAAGAGUCUUGAUAUAUAAAUGUAAAUUUAUUGAAGUGUAAAU